Porites evermanni is the source of this 18267-nucleotide messenger RNA. The record is from the annotation of a GenBank genome assembly. NCBI's taxonomy places the organism in Eukaryota, Metazoa, Cnidaria, Anthozoa, Scleractinia, Poritidae.
GCUUAGUUGUUGAGGUGUCAAACCGAUAGAGCGAGGUUGCCUUGAAUCGAAGCGACUUUAUACCGGGCAACUUUUCAUACUAUUCGGAUUCGCGCGCGAAAAACUCAAGCGCCCUCGCACAUCACUGCACAACCCAACCAAACUGAGUCCCCGUCCUAGUUGCAAAACAGGUGGAAUCGUCCGUCCGCCGUGUCCCUCGCAUGGAGCAUAAAUAGAAAACUACGCUACAAAAAUAGAGAAGUCAAUCGCACGGAAAAACAAUUACACAAACAACAAUACUGUGGCAAGUUUACAACUACAGUGUUGGUAGCUUGGUGCUUAGAUCACAGAGAUAGGAUAUCCCUGACAGCUGCUCUACAUAAAUACGUCUGGGUUAUCCUUGACCGAGUUUGUGUAGUUUUUUUCUGCGGCGCGGUGGACUACUGCCACCGCGCGGCGAUCUGAUCCGAGUCACCGACGAUGACUAUGGAAGAUAGCUGCCACCGGAAGGCUCCGAAAAUAAUCGGUUAGUUACACCUAUUUGAAGCUAGGUUUGUAGAGAGGGCUGCUGCUGUUUAGAGUUUAAUUUGACUUGAUUGUUUUGCUAUCUGUUAGCAGGGAAAACAAGCUGUGGGCAAAAUGGAACUCAGAGACGGAUGAGUGUGUGCACGGGAUGCCAGGAACCCAUCGAAGACCGAUUUGUAAUGAAAGUCACUGACGAGCCGUGGCAUGAAAGCUGUUUGCAGUGCUGCGUGUGUGGAAGCGCCUUAUCGCGUUCAUGCUUCAGCAAGGACAGAAAACUCUACUGUAGAACCGACUACGAAAAGUAAGUCAGUACACUCUAGCAACACGACACGGUUAGAACACAAGCUGUCGCGUUUCUUCAUGACAUUUCAUAUUUUUGCUCACAUUAAAUAUUCCUAUAAUUAAUAGUUUUCUGCCUAAGUACCUAGAUUACACGGCAGAAGGUCAUUGCCAAUUUCAAGGUAUCGGUAAUUUGGGAAAUCUACAAGGCCUUUGGACCGUCUGCACCAGCACUCAAACGUCUUUGUCACGAUUGUUGCUUGUUGCCUACAGUUGUUAUGGACCGCUGGUUAUUUUAAUAAGGGUAAUGCUUCUUCUAAACGUCUAGUAACUUUAAUUAAUCGCGAUCUUAAAUUUUCUGAAAUGUCUGUAACGAGUAGUAGUUUUCGAUUUUUUGAUCACCACACAGCGACGGUCUAAAUUUCUAUUUACAUCGUUGGUCUAAACAUAUACACGUUAUGUAUGCAUCGGUCUCCUUUGAACAUCUAAAGCAAAGGCCGCCCACAGAUUUCGGAAAGUAUGAAUAAUUAUUGCGUUUUCUAACUUAUUUUACCCUUUUAAUAUGAUUAACAUGUUGAAUGGUACAGAAUGAUACUUAUUUCUGAAAUUUUAAUUCUCGCGUAGUGGUGUUGUCAGAUCUUGCGCUUUCUACAAGUAACAGUUUCGCUAGCAGGAAGUUCCUUUGAAUGUGUUAAUCAAUCUUGCCUCUUUAAAUGAUAACUCUCUUCCGUUACUUGUAGUACGUUAGUGCCCGAUUUUUUUCCUCUUCAAUUUCGAUAAGAGGUCUCUAUAAUGUCAGUUUGAUAUUUCUUUUGCUUAUUUUUGUAAUUGUCCGUUUCUAUUAUUAUCAUGCACUGUUUUCAUGGAUUACAACUACUGAAGGAACAUUUAGAAGUUUAGGUCACUCGGUUUCAUUUUACCAGCAUCGCUGUAGUUCCACAAGAAACGAUUCAGAACUUCAGCCGUUAUCAGGACAAGUGAGAAAAGAUACCAUUAAACGGGAAAAAAAUUGCAAUUCUGUUUUUCUGCGAUAUUAAUGAUUUUUUUGCUUUGUUUUACCAAUAAUGUCCUUUUGUCUUGUUACAUAUUUGAAUUAAAGAGAGAUUGCUAAAGUGAGCAUUCUACCGAAAAGCAUUUUAUCAUCGUAACUCUUUCUAUAAACUGAACAGUUAGAGUUACUUAAACUGCAUAAAAGGCUUUUUCAAUUGUCUCUAUUUUACAGUAAACGAGUCCUGAAUGCAACAUUUAAAUCAUCUGAAAAUAUAUUACUUCUUUAAUAAUAAAGUCUGGAAAAUUAUCACUAAUCACGCUUUGAAAAGAAGAGUUGUUUUGCAUACGACAUUUUCCCCCUUGAAAAAGCUUUUUUUCAUCUGCUCGUAAAAUUGCUCGCCAGAAAAUCAGUUAGCGGCGUAGUUUUUAUUUUGAUAAUUGAAUGUUUGCCCAGGAACGGAUCUAUUACCAUUGUCAAUCACACAAGGCCAUUAAAGUGUUCUGGGGAAAGAGGUACUUCGAUCAAUACUUUGGCAUCAAGGCUAUUUGUUUCAACACAAUAUUAUUGCCACUUUCAGUGCCUCAAGGCUGGGUUUCUGCUGCUACGUUCUUCAAAAUAAAGCGACGUCACCUUGGAAAUUUAAACUUAAAACGAAGCCGCCUUGUGGGUUAUUUGUUUAAGAGAGUGUUAGCAUAUUCACUGAUUUACUUUGAGCAAGACAUCAUUUCACGGAUUUCUCUGUUCCUGUAGAUGACAAUCGAACAAUCUGUCACGAAAAAACGAGAGGGUUGUUUCCAAAAAGGUCAAAAUGAAUUGGUUCGUGUGAAAAGCCAUAUUAACUGUUCAACACUUGUCUAGAUUGGGAAUUUUAAACAUCAAAAGCGGCCAUAAAUUAUCAGUAGGUAAAAACACACUUGGGUGAAUUGAAGUCAUCUGGCUUUCCAACUUUUCCGUACGCCUUUCCGUGGAGUAGGUGAUGAAUUUAUCCGGAAAUGUUGAAUCGAAAGAAAACACUAUAAUUGCUUACAACAAGCUAGGACAAACAUUACCACACGUGCUCACUUACUUUUCGAAAUUCAACCUGUUGGUCUACCGUAAAAAGUCUUCAUGAAAAACGUGGACAAUUUCUUUGAAUCAGGACUGCUGUUCACUGAAUAGCCAAAAACUAUACAAACAAUACCACGAUAAGCCCAACAAAAAGAGAAGGAACGAUCAAAGAAAUCCUAGCAUGCUUUUUACUGGAUGAGCAGAGUUUAAAAUUCACCUUGUGACGCUUUGAUUCUGAUCAAAGGAAACCUGAAUUAUUCAUAAAAUCUUACACGGCUUUCGCAAACACAUCUAGAGCUUAGAAAUGAUUCUUUUGUUGUUUGCUUCACAGAAUUAAAUGAAAUUUUUCUGUUUUCUCGCUUUUUUUGCCAGUUGACGGCAUCGGUAACGCUGUCAGUAACAGAUGCUUUUUCUUGCUUAGAUUGAAAGUAUAUUUCAAAGACAAACCACAGCUUCUUCUAGACAGGCUUUUAAAGAUUUUAGGAAUGCUUGAAACUAAAGAUACAACCGAACAUAACAUAAAACUGCUUUAUAUUACUUUAGUUCUUAAGGAAAUCAAAACAGGAUAUCUGUUUGUCCGAAACAUGACCAUUUUAAGAUUUGCUAAUGGCUUGCUAUGGUCCUUGAUAUUUGUAUCUGUCAACUAUGUCGAUAGCCAAGAAAAAAUAGGGGAGCUUCAGGGGAAAACUAUAGUUUUCAAGUAUUACGUCAAGCAGUAUUUGAAUAAGAAGCCAUCGAAUGAUAGCUUCUAACCAGCUUUCGAAGGCGACUGAGCCAUUUUGAUGCGCGUUUUCCUUUUCCUCCUGUAGAGUAUUCGAGAAUCAAGGCAUGAACAGCAUCGCUUUUAACUUUCAUUUCUUCAUAUGUUACCAAUUUAAUAAUUCUGUUCCGAGUAAUCUGAUAAAAUAUGCAUUCGAUUGCGAGUUGUGAUUUCGUUAUUUCAACUCUGAGAUGCUUUUCGAUCUCCAACUCUUCAAACGUAAGAGAUAAAGUAUUCUGACAGUCUUAUUCAAAACCUUUUGUAGGUGAACCUGCUGGUCGGAAAUGAGUAGAUCUUUGCGCGAAACUAAAGAAAUUCUGAAACAACUUGCACUAUAACACGAAAAACCUAACUCAAACAAUGCUAAAAGUGCUCGUGUUAGAGAUGUUUCUUUGGUUGAACUGAGUUACUUAUUUUCAUUAUAUGACGCCAGUUCUCCUACAACAAGUUCUUGUAGCAAAACUCACCCUGUUUGCAGAUUUUUGAAUUCGUGGAUUUAAACAUUUACCUAAAAUGUGAUACUUAAUUGUUACCAACGGUGGUUUUCUUUAACUGAGAUUUUUAAAUUACGUUCAAGCAGACAUACUGUACAGGCCAGUGUCCAAAAUUCACCGGAACCUAUUUUCCAGUUCUUUCGAGGUUAUCACUGCUGUUGUCUCUAUUCCUUUGAGGUUUAAGUUACAGUGACCUUGUGAUAGACCCAUGGGUUAUCGAUCGCUAAAGAUAGUUUUUUUCUAGCUCGUGAACGUGAACCCUAGUUUCUGAUACUAAAGAUAGCACUGAAAUGUAGACUUUCGACUAUGUUUGUUUGAGGAGCUUGUAGUUCAAUUCUAUAAUUGAAUCGACUCCCUGGGUUUGCAAUCUUUUACUCUUGAGUACAUUAAGUCUGAAUCAAAUUAACAGUAAAACGAACCGAUUAAACAUACAAUCUUAACCGAAACAGCAAUUUGGCUGGACUGUCGAUCGGCAAAUUGACAAGUCACCAUCAUUCCGGUUGUUUAGACUGGUAGAUAACACACCUUGGAAUCUUGGAGCUAAGGAGCCAAAGAUACUUGGACUCAAAAGAAUUAUAUUUAUUGAUACAUAUCAACAAAUAAGACCUGGAUUCGAUUUAGUUAGUUUAUUUCAAGCUUCUAUAGCGUAUUAAACGUUGAUCUGACUUUUAUGGAAUGUACUGAAGAAUAUUGAUAACUGUAUUUUAGUAGUUUCCCGGACAUCAUCAGUUCAUGCUGAAAUGAAAUCUACUUGUUGUUCGGAAACUCAGUUCUUGAUGUAUAUUGUAGGCAUGUGUACAAGUAACUUGAACAAAAUGCCACCUAACCAGCAAACAAACACAUAAAACUAUUUUCAAAAGAGAGCCAAGGCCAACUGCAUGCUGUAUACUGAAGAGGGAUUCGCCAAAAAAAGCCAAGUUUUCAUUCUGGUUGCCACAAUUUUCAUAUUGCUCAAUUUUUGUUUACAAGUGGGGUUCCCUGAUGCGAAGAACCGGUCGUUCACGCGACCUUUGCGUGUUUUGAGACGUUAUCUAUUACAAAAACCUUUCAUCUGUUUAAGUAAAUCUGUAAAGAGUUUUAUGUACGGAGCAGCUUCCGAAAAGGAGGUUAUUUAGAGCCCGUUUGAAUCACAAGACAGCCAGUGAUGCCAACGUAGAUUAGAUAAAGUUGGGUGCAGGCAGUCGUGGUCUUUUUGACGCCUAAAAAUUGCUACUUCGCACUGCAACCCUGGUCUCCUGCAGUACGAAGUAGUUUCGUCGGAGUCAAGUUAAAUAUUUUUAUUGCCUUUUUCCCUCAUAUUUUCGUAUUUUUGGGAUGCAUUUUUAGAGAAUUUGGAACAGCGGGCACUUGCGAGUGUCCACGACCACACAAGUAUAUUUUGCUCUUCACAUGCGUUAAGAAGUAAAUAAUUAUACACUCGUCAAAUCGUCAGAUCCAACAGUUUAGAAUUUCUUUAUCUUUUGGCAAUUGAUAGCCAGUACUAGUAGUACUGAGUGUUUACAUGUAUUCAGUGGGUCUAUAUCAUUGAUAUUUUUGUUUCCAAAAGGGCGUUAAAUGUCAUUAUGAAAGAGAAUAGCGUUCUAAUAUUGAAUUAACCUGCACUCCCAUGUCUCUCAAAAAAUUCUAGAAAAUUCUAAAACUUUGUUUUGUGAAAUAUUAUAAGACAAAUGGUCCAGUACCAUGUAAUACUGCCGAUGAGAUUUCAUUUGUGUGGUCACAUCAUAGAGUUUCGUUGGCAGACUCAUAAUUUUUUGUAUUCAUAUCGGAGUUCGUAGUAAAACAAACAAUACCGUGAAAAACGUUUUCUGCUUCAUAAGUAUUUUGACAGACUUAGUCCGGGAAUGCCCUCUCCUUCUCAACGAAAAGCUUUAUUUAUUCGUCAAAUAACAUUCCGGCAUUAGCUAGUGACAUAUUCUUGUUUUAGGCCUCUAGUCAGCACUGCUCCUAACUGAACACAACAGUACGAUCAAGGUAAACCAAGGCCUGCUAUAUUUCACAAGCCUGUUUUCCAUGUUUGCUAUAUUUCUUUUGAAUGGACGAGAAAUUUUGGAAAAAAAAACACGAGAGCCACAAUGAUUAAAACGCCUCCACUUGCAAUGACUCGACAAUCAUCAACACAACUUAACGUUAUGACUUCGGUUCACUGUGGAUUUUACAACGGCCACAACGUGCUUUGCUGAUAUUAGUCAAUAAAAUUUGUUUUACUCUCUCUUCUUAUACAGAAACAAGUCUCAGUAUGGCUGUGACUUUAUACCAAAUUUUGAGGUUUCUCUUUUUCUUUCCAAAUAACGACUAGUUUAACCAGUACAAGAAGAGCUAAGAUUUCCUUAAAGGAAUUUUUCAGUCGACUGAGAGCGACUUGACGUUAAGAUACGACAAAAAUCUUAAAUUUGUUUUGAACGAACUGCGGAACGAAUAACGAGAAAAUGAUAGUCUUACCGAAAAAGUUGCAUUUGAAUUUCUUGAAUGAUGGGCCAUGUAGAAUGGAAGGAGGCCGUGUUACGAGUUUUUGGUGUGCUUUUAAACCCAAACCGAAAAAAAUUGGAAAAUGGGAAAACCCUGAAAAAUGGUUUACUGUUCUGCUUAAAAUUACUUUACGAUUCUGCCUAAACUGUGCAAUAAAUUAUCCCUCUACUCUGCGUGUCUUGGGCUUUCGAUAACCAGGAUGGAAAUGGAUUGCCACUUUAAAAAAUAGGGCUCACUGGCAACCCUUAUGCUGUAGAAAAUCCCCAAGCAGGUGCUCAUGAUCUAGCUUUGUUUGCAAGGUUCGCUUGGUAGCCAUCCAUUCGAGGUCCUAGCUUAAAAAAGACGACUGAGAAUACUUAGUUUAAUUGGCAUAGCUCUCGUAAGACCAGAUAAGAGUCACUAAAGCCUUUAUGUUACACCGCAUAACCCAUUAUUAACUUCUUCUUCUUCAAGUGAAGACCACUUUUGACCCUCUAAUAAACGCUACUAUGGAGCCAAACGAAAUAGCUCUAACUAGCUGGGACUAUUCAAAUGAAACCUCUGUCAGUACUUCGUCUGAGUUGUUCAUCAGUGGUGUUACAGUAGAAGAUUUAAGAUUUUGCUUACGCCGAUUUUAAGUGCUUUCAGGGUGAAACGGGUCGGGUAAUUUAUUCGCAAAGAAUCAAAUCUCUCACUGCCUUAUUGUAAGUUGCUUUAGAGAGAUUACGAUUUAAGAACUGAGAGUAGUACUCAAAAAAUUUCUCAUUCUAAUGUGGCGAGUAAAGUGUAAUCUAUUUUAAGGCGUUUUCUUUUUUACUUCAUCAUAGUUGGUUUGGUUUAUUUUGGAAACGGUGUAAAUCAUAUCAUGACAGUAUAUAUUUUAUUGCUGUAGUAAUAGGGUAUUCUAUUACGUGACCGGCUUCCUUUUUUUUACAUUUUAAGAGGUAUUUCGGUUCAUAGUAUCAAAAAUAGAGUGACCAUAUCACAAUCUAAGUAUCACUCAAAGGAGGAUGGAAAAACAUUAUUUUAAAUAAGUCUAUUGAAAAGCUAAUAUGUUGACAGGAACAAAAAUUUAGAAAGUGAUAUGAGCGUUUUGUUUACAUAAUUUGAUAGUUCUUAUUAUAUGUGCGAGGCGGUCACUUUUAAAAAAGCAGAGACUUAUAAACAAUGUUAAAAGAUUAAGAGAAGGAGAGAAAUUCUUCGAAAUGACAAACCAGCAAAAAAAUGCAUUGAGCAGCAAGAAGGAAAAUAACCAAGUUGGAUCUGAGAAUCUCACCUUACAGAAUAAAUCUUUUAUGUUUGCUUUUCAAGGCAGGUUUGUCAACUCGUGGAAAAUGAGAUAUAUAAACGCAAAUACAAAAACCUGCUCGUAGAUAUGGUAUCUCAAGAGCUUAUUUAACCAGCUGAACACGACAAUAAUUUCACUUAUUAUCUAAGUUUACGGAAACGUGGUCGAAGACAGGUUUGUUUAAAACACGUUAAACACACUAUUGCUCUGUUUGCUAUUCCAACUCGCUAAUUUAAGAUAACUGUUAACUACUUUAUUUUGUCAAAUAUUCCUGAAAAUACAGAUAAAAACUCCGCGAAAAUGGGAGAGAUAAAUCUUCACUAAGCUGUCUGGAGUUCUGUUGUUAUAGUCUUUCUUCGAAGCACUUUCUAUGUUAGCUUUUCAUUUUAGUUCUGCCAUUCGGUGUUCCAUAGGUCAAGUAAAUGACUCCGGCGAAUUCUGACCGACGGACGACCGCUUAUUUGACUUCUUUAUAAAUCUUUACUCCCUGAGGACAUUUUAUUCCCUUCUAACGUUUGACUCUGUGUAAGAAAUCCUACAGUGUGACCAUUCAAAUGAAAACUCUCUAACAGCAUUUUCUUUUGGCAAUUUUUUAAGGCGUAUUUCUGACUAUUUGAGUCUUCGGAUAACGGAGAUAUCACGUUGUGCGCUACUUUCCCUUACAAAAAUAAAACCUCUUCAGCAAUUCUUACAUCUGGUACUAUUUAUUUAGUAUGCAGUUUUAAUUUUGACGUCCUCGGGCGAAAUAUAGCUUCGGUUAGCAAAACUCCUUUCGCGCGCUACUCUGCACAAAUGGAGAGUUUGCUCGCAGGCUGGAAGAAAUACGAUGGUGCCACCAUUCAAAUGAACCAUUUGGUGUUCUUUCACAUCUGGCAAUGUGGCAUUCGUGGAUGAAAACCUGUGUUGUGACCCAAGGGGGUACUCCCAUACAUUACCUAUACGGGUAUGUGCCGCCCAACGGGGUCGUGAUUUUGAAGCUUCCUGAUUUAGAACGGGGUAUCCAUUUCGGAGGCGUUUUCUAGAACGGGGUAUAAUACUUCAAACGCAUGAAAGCUUCAAUUUUGUAAGCAGCCAUUUGGAAUUAUUCAAGGACAGAUUGCUUUUAAAAAUACGGUUCAAUGCGUUAACAAGCAAACUGUUUUACUCUUGUUGCACCCUAGAACGGAGUAUAAAAAAAUUGGCCCAUUUCUAGAACGGGGUACCAGUUUUAGGGCGAAUUCUAGAACGGGGUAUAAAAAAUUGGCCCAUUUCUAGAAUGGGGUUUUAGAACGGGGUGCCAAUUUGGAGUCCCGGGCGGCACAUACCCACCCAAAAAAUACCCAAGUGCCCCCCCCCCCCCCCCGGGAGUUGUGACCACUGAUAUGAAAUCUCUUUGGUCAUACUUUUGCUUUGUGUCUUCAAUUUCUGUAUUUUUCAAAAGGAAAUUUCUUUAGUUUUAACUCUGACAAUUGUAUCACCGUACAAAAUGGCACAGACGUUGUUACUUAUCACGUGUCUGAUGGUAACAGGACCUCACCGUGGUUAGAGUGGUCUCACGUUAACUCUGAGUUCGAUUUCUAGGUUGCGCAAGCUGGUCUAACUCUCUCCGACCUUUUCGGUUGAGACACUUAAGUUCUUCUGUUGAAUUUGAGUUUGGCGCACCAUUAAACCAGCUGAACAUCAAUCUGUUGGACUGACACAACUUUCUCAAACCACUGUAAUACAUUUACCUCAAUAAGGGUUUUAUUUGGAAUGCUUUUCAGUCCACGGGUGUCCAAAAGAUACGCACCGGACGGUCAAACCAAAUCCAAUCGUGAAACCGAGAAAGAGACGUGCUCGUCUCCAACCUCCCACAUUGAAGUAAACGCUCCCGGCUGCCGUGUCUGACUCGACCUCAGCAGCUCCGAGUCGUAAUCGCUUACUUCGGAUAUUUUAGUUUAUUAUUGAGGAGACCGUGCGACAAAAGAGAGAGAGCGUUUGUCUCCAGUGCCCCACAUGGAAGUAACCGCUCCCGGCUUCCUGGUCUGACUCGACCUCAGCUGCACGCAAAUGGUUAUUUGGGUAUACAGUAAUACGGUAUUUUAGAUAACUACUGAGGAAGGAGGGCGCCAAGAGAGAGAGAGAAAGGCGCGCUCGUCUCCAACACCCCACAUUAAAGUUAAUCCUCCCUGCUGCCCUAGCCUUGGGGAAGCCUUUGAAGGAGGCAGCUACCUCGACGUAAUUGGAACUGUAACCCUUAUCCACCCAAUAUUCCCAAAUAAUGGAGAUUGCACGACACCUUUUUGUUUUGUCCUCAGCAUGCAUUGCUCGAUAAUCUGCUUGUAUGAGUAACACUUAUCCAUGAUUUCUAUGACUUUUUGCUCUUACAGGACGUAUGGAACAAAGUGCAGUGGCUGCAAGACAACAAUACCAGCAAAUGAGUUCGUGAUGCGGGCUUUAGGAAAUGUGUAUCACAUACAAUGCUUCGUUUGUACUAUGUGCGGACACCGGCUUGAAAAAGGCCAGGAAUUUGCACUGAAAGAUAACAAUUUAUAUUGUAAAGAGGACUAUGGAAAGAUACCGAUUAAAGGACCAGCCAACAGCCCACCUCACAAACAACAACAAGAAAGUGAGUUAAACUUCGAUGAUGAUGUUCUUUCCUUUUCAUUGUUGUUGUUUUUCCGAGGGUUAAGAGUAACUGAACAGUUUCAAUUGACCACUCCAGAAAUUGUCAUAACAUACCAUAAUGCUCUUUGUUUGUCACGCCAAAAUUUUGCAUAAGCAUUGUCUUCAGUUUAUCUUGGGAAUUAAAAUGGCCCCAAGACAAACUGAAAACAAUGCUUAUUCAAAUUUUUGGGGUGACAAACAAAGAGCAUCAUGGUAUGUUAUGUUAUUUUCUGGAGUAGUCAACAUUUCCGGCGACAAAUCACCAUAUUUCCCUUGCCUCAUGUAAGGGAAUCCAAGACAGUCUUGGAUUCUGGAUUCCACACCUGGAUUCCAGAUUCUGGGCACUGGAUUCCAGCCUCCAAUCAUUAGCAGGAUUCCAGAUUCUUUGAGCUGUAUUCCAGGGAUACCAGAUUCCACUAGCAAAAUUUCCCAGAUUCCAGAUUUCACGAGCAAAAAUUUCCUGGAUUCCCGGAUCUCUUACAUAGAGCAAUUUCCCCUUUGAAACAUCAAGAGUCCUAUGUAAGCUUGCAUCAAAUAAAUGAACUAAAACGAGUAAAAGUUAUCAGUAAAGUAUAAAUACCGUCACCUGGUGUCAUUGUCUUUCUUUCUACCAGGUUUCAGCCCAAUUUGAGCACUAAAACAUCAUCUUAACCUGACAGUGACUUGACAUGUGUAAUGGAAAGGGAUUUUCUCUUACCAUUACACAGUCAGGUUAGGUAAUGUCAGUGCUCAAGUUGUGCUGACCCUUGAUGAAAGAAAAACAAUGACACCAGGUAACAAUAUUGAAAUGUUAUUGAUAACUUUUACCCGUUUUAGUUCAUCUAUUCCGUGUAAGCUAUAUUUCCCAUAAAAACUCUCAUAUUUCGCUUGGGUCACCUGUGCUCAGCCCAGAUUUUCUAGGUUCUUAGGUGAGCCACCAAAAGAGUUCCCUUUUUUGCACAUCCCGUACAGAGGAGUAUUUUUAAUUAGUAAAAUCCAACUUAGUGGUCUAUUAUCAAUGCUAUGUUCUGAUUGGUUGAGCUACUACUAGGCUAUAUGUUAUAGCCCACUAAUAGCAAAAAGCGCCGGCUUUGAAAACCAAAACAAUGGCGACUGCAUCACGUUUUGCUGGCUAAAGUUGUUUUGUCUCUAUAUUUUUGACCAACUAGUUGGAUUUUACUAAAACAAUUAUUCCUUUCAUCCCCCUGGGCUAUUGCGGGCUCGAGGAAUAAUUUGUUAAAUACAACUUUUCAACCUUAACUGUUUCUCCCUUGACCAAGCAUUGUAGCCUUAUCUUUUUCUAUUUUUGACCCUAAUCAAGCCAGCUACAACCCUGUACAAAAUGUCCUUUGGACAGUGUUACAAUAUUCAUAAUUCUGUUAAAGGUUUGAACCCAGGAGUCAUUUUAUAGGUUAAGUAUGAUCAUGUGGGUCAUCAUAGUCUUGAGUGAGACUGUUGUUGACAGAGACGGAUGUUUCAACAACCUGUGUGGUAGUCAUCAAUCAGGUCAAUAACCAGAGGUUAAUAUUAUCAACUGAUCUGACGAACCUCACUUUAAAUAUGAAGUUCACUACCACACAGGUUGUCAAAACAUUAGUCGCUGUCAACAACAGUCCUAUUCAGGACUACGAUCACCUGGAUGUUGAUGCUUCACCUACUUAUAAAUAUUUGUAAUUAGCUGUAAUUUCUGGGUGCCCUCACAAAAGAGGGCUACUUUUUGAAAAUACCUUUCCAUUCUUCUUCAGGCUCCCACAUGAUAUAGUGUGGAAACUGUUGAAAAAUUCUGGAUACACCCAUCUUAUGUUGUUUGUGAGGUGGGGAAAGGGGCUGGGCAUGUGUAAUUCAAAAAGAGCCCCACAAAUGCAAAUUUAACACAAUUGCUUGGCCCUUUUUUCCGCCUUUGUAUAAUCCUAAUAUUUAUACGACAUACCGUGUACAACUUGGUCCAGAGCAACUUACUAGUUAUGCUCUUUUUUCCUUUUACUUGUUUCUUUGCAGAUGUUAUCAAUAACAUUUUAAAGACUGAAAAAGAAACCAAAUCAGAGAAAGCUGACAACUCAGAUUCGGAUGAUUCUUCAGUAAUAGCUGAUGAUGAAAAUGACGAUAAAAAAGGACCAAAACGACCAAGAACAAUACUCACGAGUCAACAAAGAAAAAUAUUUAAAUCGGCAUUUGAAAUAAGCUCCAAGCCUUGUAGAAAGGUAAGAAAUUAAGUGGAAACGCUUAUUUAAAUUGCCUUGCGUAACUUGUAUCUGAUACGACCACUUGAUUCUUUUCUUGUUUCUGCGGUGCCGUUAAUCACUCUAAAAUAUAUGUGAAUUUCACUUCACGGUACUCUAUGUGCAGUAAAGUUUAGGCAGCUUUCUAAGUCGUGAAACAAAUAGCCUGCGUAACGCAGGCUACAAAAUGAUUUAGGGUGCUAAGGGUCACAAACUUUAGCUUCGCCGUCCCCUCAAAAUUCAGUCUACUCAGAUGUGUAUUAAAAAAAGACACGUUCUCACAACUGGAGUCUUGUUCUUGGAUAAGUCUUAAAAAUGCCAAAGAAAUGAAAUGCAGUUCAAAAAGUGCAAAAAUAUGCACACUCGACUCACCUGCGAAGCGUGACGAAUCCAACGAAAGAAGAAGCUUGGUAACCGCGUCUGGAUUAGUAGAGCCCAGUCUCGGUCUUUCUCGAAAGUCCCGCCCGAUAAUGGGCAUGGAAAGCUGUCAUUCAAUGGAUAAUUAAUUGUGUAGUUCGGCAGAUAACAUUAUUAAACUAUCAGUUAACAAAACACAAUGAACGGGUUUGUUAGCUAGUACCUGUCCGUUUUUUCUUUAAAUUUUGAUUUGAAGAUUUGAUUUCGGGCCCGACUUUCGAGGAACAGACCUCUUGGAGUGCUGCCCUUUGCUUUCUCCAAAAGCCGUUAAAGUAUUUUCGGCGUUCCCAGCAUGAAACAUACAACGUGUAGGGUCGUAGUAUUUCUUGCUCCCUCCUUUAACGACAGGUUCUCCCCGAUAUAUCAUUAUUCAAUUUGCUAUUACUCUAUAAUUUGUAAAUUAAAGGUUAGAGAGGAACUUUCAAGAGAAACAGGACUUAGUGUUCGCGUCGUCCAAGUCUGGUUUCAAAAUCAGAGAGCGAAGGUAACUAUGAUAAUUACAGUCCUUUACUUUCGAUAGAGGAUGGCCUGCCUGUUUGAAACAUUUUACUUAUAACAAGGAGCUUUUUCCCGUUGUUUUCUCUCACAUGUUAGACUUUCAAGGAAGAAAUAGUGAAGGAAGGAAUUACUGAAUGAAUGAAUGAUGCCCUGAUAUAAUACACUGUUAUAAAAGAAGCUCUUACACAUUUGAAAACGUUAUUAAUUUUAUACUUCGGUCUUUAGUCAAUAAUUAUACAAUUGUAAAUAAUUUUUAUCAAUUCUAUUUUAAUUCUUUUAAUUCUGUCUCCAUUUAGUUGCCGUUCCUCUACUGCUAUUUUUAUAGUUUGAAACUUAAAAUUGACUGAUUCAUUCAUUCAUUUAUUUAUUCAUUCUUAAUGUGAUGGGUGGAUAAGGGGUAACAUUUUGACUACUUAUUACAAAUGGGACAAGACAAAACCAUGUCAGAUUAUUUGCGUAUCCGUUAGUACAGUAUUCUACUCGAGUAUACCAGCUACCCAUUUUGGAAAAAUAAUGUGAAGAAAGGUAAAAAAUUGUUGUUCUUGACUUGUUUUUCAGAUAAAGAAGCUUGCGAGAAGAAACAACCCUGAAUCGGACGGAGCUGCUAGCUGUAGAGUAAGCAACCGGCAAAGAAGUCUUAAAAAGACUAAAGACGGCAAAUGUAGGUUUAUUUGAUAUUUGAAGGCUACAUUGCAGGCGUUUUCUUGGGGUGCUCGAGCUCUAGCCACCUCGUCCCCAGGGCGCUUUUCCCUGGCUUUGGAGGUCGGGCGGCCCACUCCCAAAGCCAGGGAACCGCCCUGGGGACGAGGUUGGAGCUCUAGAUUUCGCUUGGAUUGUAGUCCCGUUUCUCUUUCUGCUCAAAAGCAACAUCUAAAACUUCAUGAAUAUGCUACCACUCAAUCGUUUAUUAAUCGGUUCAUUUAUUGAUUUACAGUCAAAGCUCCCGUAAGCGACCAAAUUAAAUGCGUAGGUUCAGUGGUCGCAUACGGAAGGUGGUCGCUUACGUGAAUUGACCCACAGGGGGUCGCUUCCCAAAAUAGGCCCGGACACAUCUGAAAUUUGGGAGAGAAUUCAUUAUAUGCAUUUUCUAAUAAGUUAUGAUAUGUGCAGUUUCAUGUUCAGCACCAAACGUACAUCGCAUUAUCUUAGAAGUGUAGUACAAACAACAACCCGCCGGCUACAUGAUAGAGAUCAAACCAUGUCUUAAGUGGAUAGCUAAGGGGAAAAGUUUGAAGCUGUUUUCCAAAAAAGUGGUUGCGGUCUCUUACUAGCUAGAGGGGGUCUUUUACGAGAGGUUCAAACUAAAGUGAUUUUACUGGGGAACUUUUGGUGUUUUGAGAGGUGUUCGCUUACGAAAGGUGGUCGGACGUGGAGGUUCGACUUUAUUUAUUUAUUUGUUUAUUCAUUCAUCUUUCUAUUUACCUUUCAUUUAGCAUCAAGUCCAAGAGACAAAAGGCGGGCUGACAGAGACAGUUUGGACCUUCCGCCUUCGCUUUCCCCUCCCCCUCAGCUACCAGGAUCCCAGCCCCCUCCUUAUGGAAUGCUUCCUCCUCAAUACCAACAUUUACAAAAUCAUAUGGGACCAAUGAUGGCGCCACCGCAGUUCCAACCACAGUACCAACCACCGCUUAACCACAUAGACUCCGGGGAAAUUCCUAUGGAACAUGGAAUUCAGGGUAUCGAUGAAUGCAUGAUGCGACCGCAGCAGUUUAACCCCGCGGAUAUAGGCGGAUACCCUACGACUACAAAUCACAAUGGUCAGAAUCACUUAGAACUUAUGCAUGACAUGAUUAAUUCAUUUUAAUUUAUUAUAAUUGAUUCAGAGGAAACAAUAUAUUAUGCGGCGGCUUUAGAAGGUCACUGUUUCUCACAUGAGGCUUGGUCCUUGGAUAAGUGACCAGAGAUUACAGCUGAAAAAAUAAAAUCUUUGUUGCAUGGUGUUCCAAAACAACAAAACCAUAAUAGGUUAGAUUUUAUUUCUGUUCUCAAUAGAAAUCAUUUGCUUGUUAAGCACUGUUCUCGGCCGCAGGACGCGGUAAAAGCGAUAUUUCGAUAAUUAUGAAUGUUGCAGCUCUGAUAGAAAUAACAUUAUGUGACUGAUAAAGUUUUUAUUUAUUUAUUAUUUAUAUUUUUUUUAUCUAUUUGAAUACUCUAAGGUCAUCUUUUUUGACAGAAAAAUGAACUUCUCAGUGCAUGCUCAUUUUCAGUAACACCAUGUCUGGGUUUCAUUUUAAAACUUUACUGUAAUUGUACACCCUCUUAGCUAGCUCUUUGAAGCUGUUCUACGAAAAUAGACUCCGUGAAUGUGUCUAAAAAUUGAACGUCGAAUAGAAGCUAAAACUUCCCGAAAACGAAACAAAUUCCAUCUUGUAAUUUCCAGUCUUUGAUAUGAUGUCAUUUAUUAGCCCUAAAGAAAAAACAACUGGAGGUCUUCUCGCACUAACUUCUGGCAUACUAGAACAGUAUUUUUGGCCAAAGAACUACCGUAGCUAAUCGAGUAGAACGUAGUUUUUUGAAACCUCAUUCUCCUGUUAGGUUCGUCUUUCCUGUUUGACUUUGUCAUAGCAACAUGUAACUAAGCAACAACUCGCAAUUUCCAUGCAAAUUGGUUCGUAUUGGACUGAAGUACGGCGCGGACAGCGUCGAAUAAAAAUUGAUCUAAAGACUAAAAUAAGGUAAAUUAUUCCAUUUUUAAUGGUACUGCUGGCGAUAAGCGUUUUCUAUAUUAGUAUUGAGUUAUUUUUGUUUGCAAUGUUAAAUUCAAAGAUGAUACAUCUCAAAUCACCAACGUCUAAACCUGGUGGAUUUUAGUGGUGUAAGAAUUUUAAGUAAGUUUCAUGUUUCGUUCAUCUUUCUAAUGCAGCUAUAGACUUACCAGGCAGAGUUGUAAACGUAAUUAUUCUUACUAAAAAAAUGAAUUGAAGUGAGUUUGUUGCUAUGUUUUUUUUCUUAGCCUGACGAACGAAAUUUGUUCAUCAGUUAUAUCACGAGACUCGGAUCAAUCCACUUAAAGAUGUUUUUCUAUACAUUUCUUUAUAAAACUUCUACUAUUUUCCUUCAAAUGCUUAGUUGUCAGUUCAGAUGUUCAGUCACAUAAACUUUCUAAACUUUAACUAACCACCAAAAAGGACAUGUCAGUAAAAUGUUGACUUAGUAGUUCAGCUGAUAAAGGAAGAUUUUUCUAAAACAACCUCCCUAAUGUAAAGAAUUAUUUAAUUUGUUCCAGAUUCCGACGAGGCAGCUUCGCAUUGGUUCAACCUUUACUUAUAGCAGUUAACAGAAGUAAACACUAAUUUUGAAAUUUAAAAAUUGCCAGUAAGGUCACCAGGUGGAAAUUUGACGUGAGUGAACGUGGGAAAAUGAGACUGUGUCACAAAAAUAUCUUAUAUAUCAUCAACUUAGUUUCGUACAAUAUCUUGGGUACACCAUCGCAUUCUAGUUAAAAACUAUAGAAUCAACUCGUGCAAUAAGAUGAAUUCACUAGUCACAUUCACUUUUAGCAAAUACCCUCGUUAAGCAUUUUAUUACAAGCUGAGAAGUUAAAAGCCAAACUAAAACUAUACAGCACACUCCACAUUAUCAAAGGAAUUCUUUUCUUGACAGCUUUAUUUUAUUGAACACUAAUUAUAAGGAUUUCAUGACAGGCGCAAAUACCAGAGUUCGUCUCUUGAAUAUCGUAACGUUUUAAGUCUUUGAUUUGUCAUGCAUUGCAGUAUUUUCGACAAAACCACUUUGUAACGCGUUUUUAAAAAACAGAGGUGAAAGUCAAUUCUGAAAAUGGUAACAUGUAGGGAUUUAAUCCACGAACCUUGGCUCCGCCGGAAAUGACACUACUUUUUUUGUUCAAAACUGAGUUCAAUUUUCUAAAUGUUUCAUGUCUUAUGAGGAUUUCAAGAAAAUUAUUUGAAAGCGAGUUGCUUUAAUAGUAGAAUUUCGUAUUAGCGAAGCUAUGCUUUAGUACUAGUAGUAGUGAUUAAUGUUUUUCGUCCCGUGCUUGAAAUACUAGUUAGUUCUCUUUUCUAAGUAUCCAUGUUUGUUUACGAAAUGCGUUGUUUUAUGACGUUACGAUUUAGCAACCGUAAAACCUGUGACAAUAGAGAGAUUUAGAGUCGCGUUUACGGAAAAUAGCAAACGAGAAUUUGUACCACGUGACCAAGUUUUCCCUUUAAAUUCCUUUUACUGCUUCACAUUAGUUUUAUCCAUAAGAAUUGUUUUAGACUGUUUUCAUCUGCUCAUUUUCUACCCCGAGAAUUUCUCAACUGAAAUUUGGAGUACUAACGCCGUAUAUACCGUAAGCGUGACUCUCAAUCUCUCUACUGACUGAUUCUCUCACGAUCUGAAGAACUGAAUAUUAAUCGCUUCUAAGAAAAAAGAGUUAGUAAAGAGGUCUGAAAUCUUACGUGCUUUUAUCUUCUUAUUUAUUAACGUUCCUAUCAAUGACGUCCUAAUUCUAAAGGCCUCUAUCAAAAUACAAAACCUACCUAGCGAUAAAAAUAGUCUCGUUUUCAAGAAAUGAAGAUAUACUUAAUUAUAUUACAUCAUCAUGCAUAAUUUAAAUAGCAAUGGCCGCCUAUACUAGUUGUAUGAUAAAUAUUAUUGUCAAAGGUGUGUAAAUAUUAUUCAUAAGAUAGCAAGUGAGCCUUAAUUCCUUGCGUAAGGCCGUACAGUGUACAGAAUAAUCAAAGAUUCCAAAAUAAAAUAGAGUUCAAAUGUUCUACUCG